Molecule: messenger RNA, 8776 nt
Organism: Mercenaria mercenaria
Lineage: Eukaryota; Metazoa; Mollusca; Bivalvia; Venerida; Veneridae
Product: glutamine--fructose-6-phosphate aminotransferase [isomerizing] 2-like
Exons: 22
Coding region: 348-2432 (694 amino acids)
Biological process (GO): carbohydrate derivative biosynthetic process; protein N-linked glycosylation; fructose 6-phosphate metabolic process
Molecular function (GO): L-glutamine:D-fructose-6-phosphate transaminase (isomerizing) activity; carbohydrate derivative binding
Source: RefSeq, a predicted model, not a curated record
CGUACUUUCAUCGAGUUUACGCCUAUCAGUCGUACUUCUAAUAUUUGCAAAUCCUUAAAUAUUUUUUUGCGGCAUAAGCUGUAAUAUAAAGUAUAAAUAAGUCAGUUUCCUAGAUAUAAAACUAAGGUUUUGGUUAGGGAUUGCCCUCACAGUAUAGAUCUAUUUAUACACACCAUAUAUCCCCGGAAGUAAACUUGAAUAUUUGCAUAUAAACAGUCUAUAGAUGCAAAAACGUGUCAUUAGUUUGACAGAUACGGAGCUAGUGUAUAUCAGAAGCGAGUGAUUUUGCACGAUUGAAAUUAUAUAUUGCAAUAUUUCAUCAGUGAGCGACAAAGCAAACACCAAAAAUGUGUGGUAUAUUUGCAUAUUUAAAUUAUUUGGUGCCUGCAACCAGAAAAGAAAUCCUGGAGAUCCUAAUAACGGGACUCAAACGAAUGGAAUAUAGAGGAUAUGAUUCUGCAGGCGUAGCCUUUGACACUUCUGAAUGCAGUGACAAGAAGUGUACGCUGAAAACCAUAAAGAAAAGGGGAAAAGUUGCAAGCCUUGAAGGAGAAAUACAAAAGGAAAAUGGUUUAUCAAGUACAAAACAGUACGAGAUCCACUGUGGUAUCGCACAUACUAGAUGGGCUACUCAUGGAGAACCUAGCGAGCUGAACUGCCAUCCCCAGAGAUCUGACCCCAACAAUGAAUUUCUGGUUGUGCAUAAUGGUAUCAUCACAAACUACAAAGACAUAAAGUCUCUUCUGGAAAACAAAGGGUUUGUGUUUGAGUCUGAGACGGACACAGAAGUGAUAGCCAAGUUGGCCAAGCAUGUUUAUGACACAUACGUUCAUGAUGGAACGUUCAGACAGGUUGUGGAGAUUGUUAUACAGCAGCUGGAGGGAGCGUUUGCCCUGGCAUUCAUGAGCUCAAACUUUCCAGGAGAAUGUGUAACAACAAGACGUGGCAGCCCAUUGGUGAUUGGUGUAAAAACAAAAAGCAAGCUAUCAACAGAUCAUAUUCCUGUGUUCUACAGUAAAGAUCAUCAACAGAAAGGGACAAAAGACUAUAAUCAGAAUGAAGACAAUCGUGGUUUCAUGACUGCACCUACAGCGCAAAGAUCAUUUUCCGAGACAGAGUACCAUACAGUGGGACCAGAAAAGGAAGUGGAAUAUUUCUUUGCCUCCGAUGCAAGCGCUAUUAUUGAGCACACAAACCAGGUCAUCUUUCUGGAAGAUGAUGAUGUUGCUGCCGUGUCAAAGGGCAGUCUGACACUUCACAGGAUCAAACGUAACCAGCUCGAUGAGUCUAAUGUCAGAGAGGUGAUCACGCUUAAAAUGGAACUGCAAGAAAUCAUGAAAGGUAACUAUAGCUCAUUCAUGCAGAAAGAAAUCUUUGAACAGCCAGAAUCUGUGGUCAACACGAUGAGAGGUCGGGUCAACUUCGAGGAAAACACUGUCACUUUAGGAGGAAUCAAAGAAUUUAUGAAUGAAAUAAAACGAUGCCGCAGGCUUCUGUUCAUAGCUUGUGGAACGAGUUACCACAGUGCAAUAGCAACAAGACAGUUGAUGGAAGAGCUGACAGAGUUACCAGUCAUGGUUGAGCUGGCCAGUGACUUCCUUGACAGAAGUACACCUGUAUUCAGAGAUGACGUCUGCUUCUUUAUAAGUCAGUCAGGUGAAACUGCUGAUACUUUAAUGGCCUUAAACUACUGCAAGUCACGUGGAGCACUUAUUGUUGGUAUAACAAAUACAGUUGGUAGCAGCAUCUGUAGAGGCUCACACUGUGGUGUACACAUCAACGCAGGACCAGAAAUUGGUGUGGCUAGUACAAAGGCUUACACUAGUCAGUUUAUAUCCUUGGUGAUGUUUGGCCUUAUGAUGUGUGAUGACAGGAUCUCAAUGCAGGAACGAAGGAAAGAAAUCAUUCAGGGUCUCAAACAUUUACCUGAACAAAUUAAAGAAGUGUUGCAGCUAGAUGAACAAAUACACAAGUUGGCUCAAGAACUCUACACCCAGAAGUCACUGCUUGUGAUGGGCAGGGGAUACAACUUCGCCACAUGCCUUGAAGGAGCUUUGAAAAUCAAGGAGCUGACCUACAUGCACUCUGAAGGUAUUUUAGCGGGUGAACUGAAGCAUGGACCGUUGGCGUUAGUGGAUAAAGCUAUGCCAGUUAUGAUGGUGGUUACAAGGGACAAGGUCUACUCUAAAUGUAUGAAUGCUUUACAGCAAGUGAAGGCCAGACAUGGUCAGCCGAUAGUAAUCGGUAAUGACGAUGAUAAGGAGACACAAGCGCAUGCCAACACAUUUGUAUCUGUGCCACAUACAAUCGACUGCCUUCAGGGCAUACUAACUGUGAUUCCGAUGCAACUUCUAUCGUUACAUAUUGCCACUCUCCGAAAGUGUGAUGUUGACUGCCCAAGAAACCUAGCAAAGAGUGUUACCGUGGAAUAAUCUCCCCCUGCUUCAUGUUGAUCAGCCUCGCAGUUUACUUAAAGUUCACACCCAUUAGACAUAUAUAGAGAACAUUCAUCUUUUUUCAUCAAGAAUCAACCUUGAGGGACCACAGAAAACAAUCAUAUGACAUGCUUUGACCAAUCAUUGACCACCUGCAGGGCAGGGCUUUAAUGAGCACAGCUAGCGCCAGUUUCUCACCUGUUUCUGUUGUUAUCUGCAUUCAGAUUCGCAAGAAAAGAGACAGCAACAUUUUGAAGAUUGUAUUUUAGUUAUAUCUAAAGAUCUGUGUUUUGAUUAAUUGUGAUCCAUCAUUUUAACAUAAUCAUGUUAACAGUGACAGGAUUUUAUACAUAUUCAGAUGAACUACCGUCCAGAAAAAUAAGGUUCUGGAAAAAUGGUGUUAUUAAUGAGGUUAGCAGUAUCAGUAUUUUAAUGCUUUUCUUCCUUUUUUCAUUUUGACUCUUUCAAAGCCCUUCAUUUAAAGGUUAAAAAUAAGUGCUAGCUUCAAAAUUAUUUGAAAAUCUAACUGAAAUUGAAAUUUUGCUAAAAUUGAGUCUUUAUUAAGUUCAGUUUCUGACAUUUUUUAAACAUUUUGUGUUGUUUGUCAAGAAAUUGAGUCUGAGUGUUGAACUGUUCUCACAGUGAAUAUAUAAAAAGAUUGUAUAUGAUUUAUUCAUGCUUAUAUGAUGACAUUUAUGCUUUGGAAGCAAAAGAGCAAAACAUUGAUUCAUGUUAAAAAAGAACCAAACCAUAUUGUUGUGAGCAUCCUAAGGUUUUGCAAUAUGUUAGAGAAGUGAGAUGUAAAUAUCUAAGUUUAUCACAUCUUUGACACAUUGGUAUUAAAUACAAAAUAUUAUAAACAUUUGAAUAUUUCACUUUCACAAAGGGGUGCGUAAUAUACACCAAAGUAGAGCUUCAUAUAUUUUUCCCCAGCUUAAUAACAGGUAAAUAUCUGCGGAAAUCAGACAAUUUUUGGUCAGCUGCCUAGUGUUGGAAAUUGAAAAAAAAUUAAAAAGUGUUUGGCAGAAGUCUGUUAUUGCAUAUACUGUUUUAUCAUUUAACCAUUUUAUGAGUUUGUAUAGAAUGUAUUGAACAUACAGUGCCCUCCAAAAGUCUGGAGACAAUGAGACAAAGUGAGAAAUAAAUAGUUUUUCAUCAUUAACCAAAAUAGAGAAUGAUUUAAACCGGAACAGUCUUAAUAGGUAAUUUAUACAGAAAAGAUGUAACUGUUAAAAUAAAUUUAGCUCAUUUAUGCACAAAGAUAAAAUAAGUAUCAUAUUUGAUGAUAAUGUAGCUAUUUCCUAUGUGUCUCUAGACUUUCAGAGGGCACCAUGAAUUUGAGAAUAGUUGAAAUGACUUGUAAGUAAGAUCUUUUUGGUGUAUUUCUAGUCGAAUCUGUUUUCUUAUACCUUUUGGCAGCAAAAUAUUUGAUGAAAAUCUCAAUUUAAAUCUGUAUGCAUUAUUGUUUAUGCUCACUGUCCCUUUUUCAAUAUCAGUGUUAUGCCGUAAGGUUAGGCAAAAAUUUAUCUAGACUCCUAUUUCGUACACAAAAAUUACAAAGCAGAGUUUGAAUACCAGUCCCAGAAUACUGUUUUGCCAUUGGCCAAUUUAAAGACUGAGCUUAAAAUCAACCAAUCAUAUGUCUGUGUUUUGAAAUUGGUCUGCAAACCUUAUAACCUCGGAGACUGAUGGGAGAAAAGAUCUCAUGAAUGGACCAAAAAACUGCUUGGUCCAAUAAACAUGUGUAUACUUUGUUACUCUUUCUGUUUAUUUUUAGUUUUCUUUGCUGUUGUAGUAUUUUUGUAAUAACAUUUGUUGUCAGUGAUAACGUAUUAUAUGUAAUACCGGUAAUACAUAAAUGUGAUAAGGGUCUUGUAUUUAUAGAACAAUUGCCUUUUACUGCUCAAAACUAUGCAAUUUCAUCAGUCGUACAUUUUCUUUUAAUUACUGUCAGAGCAAGAUUAUAUUUUCCUAGACUAGAAACUAAAUUUUUUUUGUCCCAUUUGUGAUUUGUACAACAAAAUUUGAUGUCAUAUAUUUUUAAAACACAUUAAAAUAUUUAAGUCAUUUUCAGCCAAAAUCAAGUAUCCUUGCACAGUUUAUUUUUGUAAUCAUUUGCUAAAAAGACUUAUUACUUAAAGUAUCAGAAUUAACUUGGGAUACCUUGGUCUAAAAUCAAUAACAACAACAUCUAUUUUUAAAAUAUAGAAAAAAUAUGUAGUUAGAGUAUUUUCCCUUAAAUCAAAUCAAUAUGUAACUAAACGUAACAGGUAGACAUUGCUGUAAAUAUCAAUAUGUAAUUAAACAUUGGUAGACAUGGCACUAAAAACCAAUAUGUAACUAAACAUAGCAAGUAGACAUUGCUGUAAAAAUCAGUAUGCUGUAAAAAUCAAUAUGUUACUAAAUAUAGCACAUAUGGACAUAUGCUGUAUCAGCAUGUUACUAUACAUUGCAAGUAGACAUUGCAAUAAAAAUCAGUGUUAACUUUUAACAACUGUACAAGAAAAUACAAAGCAACACCUUGUUGAAAAAGUCACUAAGAACAUUGGGCAUUUGUUACUGAGCCAGUAAUAUAUUACUUCAGCCUUGACAAUCAGUGUUACAGUCAAAUAACCUUGGAACUACAGCAGGGCCUCUACGGCCGAGUGGUUCAGGUCUCUGGCUUCGAAUCACUUGCCCAGCAGUGCUGUGAAACCUCUCGUGCAGUUUAGAAUUGUUUCAUGUGAGAAAGUUAUCCAGCUGGUUUAAGGAGGGUUGGUUCUACCGAUGUGCUUGCUUAUACCAGACAUAAUGCCCAGAGUGGCAUCUUGGGUCUUCCUCCACCAUCAGAAGACUGAGUAGUUGCUAAAGGACAUAUAAUUAAUUAAUUAUGUUGUUAUGGUGUAAAACUCAACAAAAACAAAAAAAAUAUGUUGCUACAAAAUCUCAAAAUUAUUAGAGAAAUAACUAUCAUAGAUUUCCCUUUUUGUAUCAUUAUAAAUAAAUGUGUCAUAUACAUGGAGAAUCUCCUAAAACAGCUCGAACAUUUAUAUUUUAUUGUGCAUAUAUUUUGACUCAAAUUCCACAUUCUAUGACACCAUUAAUUUUGUGUACAAAUGACUUUCAGUUCACAUUUGUCUCUUUCAUAUACGAUGCAUUGAAAAGAAAAACUAGAAACUGUUGAAGUUUUUUUUAAUGGUUACAGGCAUUGGAAAUUAUGAUGUGUUCUGAUUCUUGUACAUUACUUUGCUUACCAGAACUGAAAAUAGUGUUGAGAAAGUGGACUAUGUUUGCAAUUAAGUGUGGUUAUUUAUAGCCAGUAUAUAUAUAUAAUACAUGUAGUUAUGCUUUUUCCUAACUUUUGUUAAAUAUUUAACAUUUUUCUGUUGUUUUAUGCCAUUAGUUUAAAGAAACAAUCUGCCUUUCAUGAUGAUGAUUAAAGAGAGGAUGAUAAUGAUGAUGUUAUUUUGGUCAAAUAAUUCAAAGAUUGUUUAAAAGUACAUCAUCAUGCCAAGUGCCAUAUUCUAAUGUUUUGCCAUAAAGUGGCCAAAACGAUACUAAAGACAUACCACACAACAAGACAGUUGUUCAAUUCUGAUUUUAAAGUUUUUGUUAGUUAUGCUCAUUUAGUAUGUUAGUUUUGAUAGACUUUUGUUGUGGUGUAAGUUUUUUAAUUAUAUAUUAAAUGCAGUAUCGUUGUUAAAUACGUUGUGUCUGGAACUGUAUAUUUAUACCCUCAUUGACAGUGUAUACAGCAAGGAACCAGGUAUGGGAAAUACUGCUGACAGUUACACCCUUGUUAAAAAGUUGUUGUUGGAUAAUAGCUUUGAAAACAUUGAGUAUAGUAGACAUCUUUAUUGUUGGGUAGUAAAAAGUAACGAAAAGAUUAUUUUCAUUUCUUUUAUACAUUCAGCCAGUAUUUGAAUUAUCAAAAAUAAAUUCAUGAAAAGGUUAAACAUACAUGUAUAUAAGAAUAUAAAUAGAAGUACUUUAUGUAGGGAAUAUUAGUGCAGAUGUCUCUGAAUUAUUUUUGUUACAUUUAUUAUUGUUUAUUCAGUAUUUAUUGUUUAUUAAUAUUGUUUUAUUCACAUUAUUACUUCACAUGAAAAUUAAAAAGUGAAUGUAAGUUAAACAAUCAAGUACAGUUUUAAGUAUUUUUCCUCUUUAUUUGCAUUUUAACAAAUUCACCAUAUUGAUAUAUACAUUUUACUUUUCUUGAGCAUAAAACUCAAUCAUAAUGGUAAAUCUAGUAAAUACCAUGAUCAUGUUUUAACAUAUGCUGCAAGCGAACACCAUAUGAUACUGAUUAUCUUAAACUGAAAUAACACAGGUAUUUAUAGAUAUUGUUUUAACAAUGUGUUGGCAAUCAAAAUUGAAAACUGUUGCACAAAAAUAUUUAGUGUGGGUGAAUUCUUAAUCUUAUAUAUAUAUAUAUGAACAAGAUUACUAUACCUUCCAAAAUGUACAGUAAUCAGGGUUAUGAAUAGAAACGUGAAAAAAAAAGUGAAAACCUGAAAAUCAAACUGUUUAUAUUGAAGAUACCGUCUUAUUUUAAAAUUAUAUGACUAUAUAACUAUGUAAGGAAUGAAUAGUGACUUCACUGAGGCUGAAUAGGUUGCAUUACCAUUUUAUAAUUAUUGUUCAAGUGGCUGUGUCUUAAUUGUUUGAUCUUCAAUUUUUAAUCCCCUGCCACGAGUGGUGGAAGUUUAUAGGAAUGGUCUCCGUCCGUCCAGAACACUUUCAUGUCUGCUCCAUAUCUCCUAAACCCCUUUAAGGAUUUUAAUGAAACUUUGGUCAAAUUAUCACCUCAUCAAGACGAUGUGCAGUACUCAUGAGUCAGCCAUGUUGGCUCAAGGUCAAGGUCACAACUCAAGGUCAAAGGUUUGAGCCUUCCAUUUCGUGUCCGCUCUGUAUCUCCUAAACUCCUUGAAGGAAUUUUAUAAAACUGGGGUCAAAUGAUCACCUGAUCAAGACGAUGUGCAGAACUCAUGAGUCAGCCAUGCCGGCUCAAGGUCAAAGUCACAACUUAGGAUUAAAGGUUUGAGCCUUCCAUUUCGUGUCUGCUCCGUAUCUCCUAAACCCCUUUAAGGAUUUAAAUGAAACUUGUGUCAAAUUAUCACCUCAUCAAGAUGAUGUGCAGAACUCAUGAGUCAGCCAUGUUGGCUCAAGGUCAAGGUCACAACUCAAGGUCAAAGGUUUUAGCCUUCCAUUUCAUGUCUGCUCUGUAUCUCCUAAACUCCUUGAAGGAAUUUUUCAAUAAGGGGGUCAAAUGAUCACCUCAUCAAGACGAUGUGCAGAACUCAUGAGUCAGCCAUGUUGGCUCAAGGUCAAGGUCACAUUUCAGGAUCAAAGGUUUGAGCCUUCUAUUUUGUGUCUGCUCUGUAUCUCCUAUCCCCUUGAAGGAUUCAGAUGAAACCUGUGUCAAAUGAUCACCUCAUCAAGAGAUGUGCAGAACUCAUGAGUCAGCCAUGCUGACUUAAGGUCAAAGUCACAAAGGUUUGAACCUUCCAUUUUGUGUAGACUCUGUAUCUCCUAAACCCCUUGAAGGAUUUUUAUUAAACUUUGGUCAAAUGAUCACAUCAAGAACUCAUGAUUCAGCUAAGUAAACUUAAUGUCAAGGUCACAACUCAAGGUCAAAGGUUCGAGCUCUGUGUCUCCUAAACCCCUUGAAGGAUUUUCAUGAAACUUUGGUCAAAUGAUCACCUCAUCAAAAUGAUGUGCAGAAUUCAUGAGUCAGUCAUGUCAGUUCAAGGUCAAGGUCACAGCUUAUGGUCAAAGGUUUACCCUUUCACUAUCCCUAACAGUGGUGGGGGAUUUAGCUGGCUUUCAGACUGCCUUGUCCUAACUUGUUAACAAAUUCAGCUUAAAAUUUAUGUCACAUAUAUGCAACUAUAAUGUCACACAAUGUAAUACAUGCAGUCAUUUUAAGAAAACAUGAUGACUGUCUUCAAAAAAAGAGAGAAACAAAAGAAUAAUGAUAAUUGUAGUUUUGUCAAGUUUUAUGAGUUGCAAUAAAACCGCAAGUAUUAGUGACUUGAUUCUCUGCAAUAGAUUACCAUGACAUUGCACUCACUCAGGUCAGAUUCUAUGGAUCUGGACAAACAACAGUUCUUGAUCUAAUUUUUCACAGCCUUUGGAGAAGAAAAAACAUGUGUAAGAAACUACUUGUAUUACAUCCAGAAACUAGUUAAGUUUUGCAAGUUUAGAAAUGUAGUGCUACAGGUACAUUAUUUUAUAAAAAAAAAUUGCAGCAAUACUGUAUUAAAAUAUUAUUGUAUGUCAGAGGGUCAAUUCAUACACAAUUACUGUUACAGCUGCACCACAUAUUUGUCAUAAAGUCAUUAAAAUUGUUACUAAAAGAA